Messenger RNA from Photinus pyralis (common eastern firefly), 8691 nucleotides. RefSeq names its product PHD finger protein rhinoceros (gene rno). The record is from RefSeq and is a predicted model, not a curated record. Bases 387 to 8015 code for a protein of 2542 amino acids. The transcript has 7 exons. NCBI's taxonomy places the organism in Eukaryota, Metazoa, Arthropoda, Insecta, Coleoptera, Lampyridae. Gene Ontology annotation, biological process: regulation of transcription by RNA polymerase II.
AAAUGGAGUUUAAUGGAGGACUUUUACCUAUAAAACAUUGAAAUUCACUGUUAUACACGCAUAAUUUCCAAGAAAAUGGUAAUACAUUAAUAAUCAUAUGUGUUGCUUUAUUUGGAAAUAAAUCUAAGGGUAGAAGUGAGUGCACAGACGAUUAAGUUCAAAUGUUUACAGUGUAGACAUGGGAGCCUCCUCUGCAGUUUGUCAAUCUAUUUUGUAGAAUUUUUCAUUUAUUUUCAUUGAAAAUGAAUGCGCCGUUCAUUUGUUUAAAACGUUCUGCAUGCAGUCAACUGUUUGAUAUACAUACCUAAUUAAACUGGUGCACAAAUUGAAAAAUUAAACAAAUAUGUAGUUGCACAGUUUUCACCUACCUGCACAAUAUAAGUGCAAUGUCCCAGAGAGUAAAACGGCCUAACCGCACUGACGAUGGCUCUGUUCCUACUAAACGGCGUAAGCGGCCGACGGUUGAGGAGGAGGAGACGGCCUCCCUGGCAGCUGCAGCGUGGCAACCGAGGCCGUUUAACGAUCUUAAGAGUAUUUACAAUCGGACGGCGACGGAGGCGCCCGCCGAACUAUUUCGAAAGGAUCUCAUCAGCGCCAUGAAGCUGCCCGAUUCGGAGCCGCUCGCUUCGGACGAGUACUGGGUUAUCGUCGACCAGUGGAAGCAGGAGUGGGAGCGGGGCGUUCAGGUGCCCGUUAAUCCGGACUCGUUGCCCGAACCGUGCGUCACCGUUAAUCAGUGCAACCAUGGUAGAUCUCGACAUGAAUUUCGAAUAUUUCCUUUAGACACUGAAAGGCGAGAUAUAUGGAAUUCAUUUACUGGAAGUGAUGAACCUGUCCGUAGUAAAAUGCCGAAGAACAAGUACAUUAGGAUCACAAAGGACGAGCAUUUCAAUGUGGACGAUCACGUUCUGUCAACGGCGGCGUCCAAAUCGGAGGCGGCCUGUUCUUACGAUCUGGACGAGUGCGACGUGUCCUGGUUGAAAUUGUUGAACGGCGAACGGGCCGCUUUAGGUCUCGGUCACGUUACGGAGGAACAACUGGAAAGGGUAAUCGAGAGGUUGGAGAUCAAUUGUUGGGAUAAAAUGCAGGCGAUUUUGCGAAACGAGGAGGGGCUAGGCAUAGAGUAUGAUGAGAAUGUAAUUUGUGAUGUGUGUAGAUCGCCGGAUUCCGAGGAGGGGAACGAAAUGGUGUUCUGCGAUAGUUGUAAUAUAUGUGUACAUCAGGCCUGUUACGGUAUUACGCGGAUUCCCGACGGGCAGUGGUUGUGCGGUACCUGUUCGCUCUCUCAAAGACCCGAGUGUGUUCUGUGUCCGAAUAAGGGUGGGGCUAUGAAGGCGACUAGAUCCGGACAGAAGUGGGCGCACGUGUCGUGCGCGUUGUGGAUUCCCGAGGUUAGCAUAGGUUGUGUCGAGAAAAUGGAGCCGAUAACGAAGAUCUCAAGUAUUCCGCAGAGUAGGUGGGCUCUGAUAUGCGUGCUGUGUCGCGAGCGAGUCGGCGCGUGUAUACAGUGUUCGGUAAAAACUUGUAAAACUGCUUAUCACGUGACGUGCGCGUUUAAGCAUGGACUUGAAAUGCGGGCGAUCAUCGAGGAUGAGAACGCGGACGAUGGCGUUAAGUUGCGAUCGUACUGCGAGAAGCACAGUAAGACUAGCAAGAAGGAGAAGAGCGUUUGCUCGGGGUCGGACGACGACGAUAGCAAACGGAAAAAGCGGAAAGAUAUGACAUCCGAAGAGAAAAACCAAGCGCGAGCGGCUCGCCUUCAGGAAAUCGAGGCGGAAUUCGAUAAGCACGUCAGUAUGAAGGACGUUACGGUGCAUUUAGAUGUAGAUAACGAAGCUUUGUAUUAUAUUUAUAAUUAUUGGAAAUUGAAACGUAGGGCGGGCCAUAAUAAGCCUUUGCUUCUACCCAAAUUCGAGGACAUUGACAUGCUGUCGCAUAAACAAGAACAGGCGGAUAUCGAAAAGAUGAAAAUGUUUGUGCAAUUGCGGCAAGAUCUGGAGAGGGUGCGGAAUUUGUGCUACAUGGUUAGUAGGCGCGAGAAACUGUCGAGGACGUUUUUUCGAAUGCGAGAACAGACCUUUCACAAACAAGCCGCCGUCUUGUCGACGGGUCAUUCUCUGUCUACUUCAGUUGUGCAAGCCGUUAUCGAAGCAAACCACGGUCCUUCGAUAUACGAUCGUUUGUAUUCGCACAGCGAAGCCGAAGACCACACGAAAGAUUUCGACGUGAUCUUGGCGCGCAUUGCCGGAAUUAAGUCGCCGCAGUAUGAAUUUGAAGACCAUAAGAAGCACGAAGUGAACGGACUGGUUAAGAGCGUCAAAGAGAACCCGUAUCGUCGGUUGUACUUUAACGGAUCAUCUAAAAGGCGAAGUGCGAGUCUAUACGGAAGUAGCGCAUCCGCCGCCAGUAGCAGCGACGAACAACCUAAACCGAUUAUUAAAAUGCAUAGUAGCACAGAUGACGAAAAGCCACCUCUUUCUUUACCGAAGAAGAAGGUUAACAGAGGCCACAAACGGACGCUGAAUCGAAAGGCGGUGGAGCGCCGGAAGAAACGCGUCAGCAAGACGGAGAGCAGCAGCGAAGAAGACGUCAAGAAAGACUGGGGGAAAUUGUCAAAGUCGCGCCUGCAUCAGAUGGAGCACGAGCUUGGCAUUUCCGGCACUGACAGCGACGAACUAAUGCCAAUUCGAGUGCAAAAAGGCGGAGAAUCUCAUAGAGCUAAAAUAUCUUCCAUUUAUUCCGAUAGCGAUAGUUCAGAUAUGUCGGCGAAGAACGACGAUAAAUCGUCGAAUGCGGCUAGCGAUUCCCAACAAAAUCGGCUGAGAACCAAAGCUGCUGUGAAAGAAUUUUCGCAAAAACCAUCGACCUCGAAACGUGUAAAUAAGACGCCCGAAACGAAAAAAUCGAGCAAGCACAAAGAAUCGCCCGACAAAAAGGAUUAUGUGCCCUCCGAUCUAAUUGUACCUCAAAGACAGGCCGCCAAAAAGGCAUCCGAGAAUAUGAAGUCGACAUCAGUUUCAAGACCGAAAGAGCCCGUGCCUCCGGAGUUAGAGCCGAAGAACGUUUCCAGUCCCGAAGACAAAGUAAAACUGAAACCGAAACUGUUAAAAACUGGCAAGGAGAUCAAACCUGCCCCUAAAAAGGAGGUGAAACAGUCCGAUGUCUUCGAUAUUGAGAAAGAGUUCGACAAAGAUGAUAACCUGGAAAUUCUGUCGUAUGUUCCGCAGCGACAAGCCGCGAAGAAGGCGGCCGAGCAUAUAAAGAGCGGCCUGGGGAAACCUCUACCACCUGCCGAGGUUGCUUCAGAAUCUGAAAGACCGAAAAAAGAGCCGGAAACGGUUAGUACCAAAAAGGAGAUGGAAAUAAAAAAGAAGCAACCGGAAAAGAUUCCCGAAGUGAAACGUAAGUCUUCCUCUAAUAGCAGUACGUCUUCCUCCUCCAGUACUUCCACUGAUUCUUCGAGCAGCUCGAGCUCCGAGACGGAGGACGAGCCCCCCAAGCGACAAUCACGAACCGAAAGCCUGUUCUCGUCGCCUCCGCCCGACACGAUUAAGAAAACUACUAACGCCAAGGACUGGCCCUUUCUUGACAAGGAAGCCAAGUCUAAGGCAUACAGUAGUACUUCAGACUCUAGUGACUCGAGUCGACCCGCCUCCCCCGCCAAGCUCAAAAGGGAGCCAGCGGCGCGCGUUCAAGACCGAAAACCCGCUAGGCCUCCUCGCCGACUGUCCGAUAAGAAACCUGCGACACCUCCUGAAAGAGAGGAACCAUCGCUGGGAGCCGGCAGGGGCAGAGGAAGGCCGGCAAAGGCGCGGACGAGGUCGCGAAACUCGAGUGAUCGAGCCGGAGAUGUUAAUGUCGGGCUUGGAGAUAUCGCUAAUAACCAAUCGGUGGGAGGGGAAAGAAAUAAAAUUAGAAAGGGAAAAUCUGAUGAGGUGGCGGAAGGGGCUAAGAAAGAGGUCGCCAAGUCCGGCGAUCUACUCGCUUCGGUCAGGAAAGAAGACAAGAACGUAGUCGGCGAGCGGUUCGAGACGAGCGUCGUCGAUUUGGAGCGCGAAAUUCGCGAAAGGAAGGCGGGUAGAGAUCAUUCGAAUAAUAAAAGCAAGACGAGUUUGGAAAGGUUGCUGGAUAAGAAGCUCGACAAGAGCGGCGGGGAGAGAUUUAAGGCUUCACCCGAGAAGGUUGCAGUGGUCGAAAAGGUUAUGACGCCGCCGAUGAAAGAAAACAAGGAGGAACUCAAGGAAGAGUUCAUAGAAGAAAUAAAGGAUGAGGAUCAACCCCCUAUUCAUCAGGUAGACGAAAUUGUUCCGCAGCACGAAGUUAUUCCGCAGCAUCAAGAAGAAACGGUACCCAUAAAGAAAUCUCCCAAAGUGAAACCUGGCGAAGAAAUCUAUGCUGAAGAAUUAUUCCAAGCCGAAAAGGAGGUUAGAAGUAGUCCGAAGUGCAUCGUGAGGAAUCUAGAGGAAACGAUCGAUGACAGUCGAAAAGUGUACAGCGAGAAGGUGUGUAAAAGUUUUCAGUUGGAGAGCAACAAUAAAGUGGAAGAUUUCGUGAACGAAAAGAAGCAGGCCCGAUCGAUAUUUUCACCCCCGCAUCCCAACAAGGAGACGGACCUGCUCGAUUUUGAUCUUUUGGAUGACGGAUUUGGAAUCUCAAAGGACGAGGAGAUAAUGAAGGGUUCGUUGACGUUCAGUUAUGGCAACAUUUCGUUGUUCAAGGAGGACUCGAAGGAGGACAGCGCGCGAGAAACUUUAAAUUUGGUUGAGAAACUGAGGCAGGAACUGUCGAAGAAAUCGACCACCUGUGAUAUGGAAGACGCCGUUAGCGUGGCGUCGAGUACAAAAAAUGAUAUUGAUAGGAUAGAUAUGGAGCAAAUUGUUCCGAACGAUGUAGAGGUAAGGGAGACGGAGCCUUCUCACGUUAGCUUAGAAAUGCGGAUCGAGGUUAACGAGGUUACGGACAAAGAGCGCGCCGAGAAAUCUCACGAUUAUAAGUACUCAACUUGCGAAGUCGAUGUUCCUAUAGAAAGUAAUAAGUCGCAGCAAUCGCACGAUCAUUUGGACCACAGCGAUUCGGCGCAGGCGGACGAGCGGUGGGUGCCUCCGAGCGAAAGCUGCCCGAUUAUUCCCACGGAAAGUCACUAUAAUGUUAACCCGCCCGAUUUACCUCAAGCGUAUGUGCAGCAAUACUCGAUGAAUCAGCACCAAAUUUUAGCGCAGCGCGUUCAGGAGGAGUUCACUAAGAAUAGCUCCCCGAGUCUGCACGAUCGGAGAAUAUCGCAGACUCCGUACUUGGAGCAAACUUCUAUGGAUUGUAUGCCAAGUCCUUUGCCGUAUGCCGAUAUUCAUCCGCAGGCGAAGUGGGCCGAUAGUCAGGUGAUGCCGACACGGAGAUCAUCAUCCAGUUCUGUCGCGUCAACGUCGAGUUCUUGUUCCCGUAGAAAUGACGUCGACGAUGAUUUAAUGAAAAGGCCGGACGUGAUGAUGAUCAAUCACCCGAACUUAGAAAUGCCAUUCGGAGUUCUCCAUCCGUUCCCGCCGAAUGCUCUCGACCCUUACCCACCUUUUUCGGAGCCGUCCCAAUUUGUUAGUCCCGUUAGUUUAUUUCCGCCUCCUAAUAUUAAUACUCAAAUUCCGUUUCCUUCCCCAGGUGCGGCAAUGUUCCCCCCCGCUUUCGGCGCAGCAUUUCCCGCCUCUCAUUCCGUUAUACCUCCUAUGCCUAAACCGGUCGAAGAGACAAUCAGAUACUCAGCGGCGUGUACGGCAGCUUUCACAUCGUCGCAGCACAAUAUGGCGCUGACGGCGGCGAUGGUCAAUUUACCGCCGAUUACUCCGAAGGAAGUCAUCGAGAAGGAAGAGCCGCCGCAACCGUCUCUUCUUUCGCCGACUGUAAGUAAUUCAACGCCCAGCACCAACCAUAUUGAGCCGUCACCGAAUCCGUCGCUCAAAUCGAACAGCUCGGUCGGUAAAAAGUCGCCGAGCAAACCGACGAGAACCUCGGCCCGGUUUAUAUCGCAACAGAAUAAGUCUCCGAAUAAAAGUCCCGCGCAGGAAAUCGCGACGAAGACUAGCGGCCCGGGACGAGGACGCGGCGAUAGCAAACGCGGGGCGGGUCGGGGGCAGGCACAAACUCGCGGACGCGGUCGAGGACGAGGUAGAGGGAGAGGUAGUCACGCACAAAGUACCGAUUAUAACUUCGGCGCCACGAAUACCAUUCACAAUAAGUUGGUCGGAACCGUAUACGAUUUGGAUUUCGACGACGACAUCUGUAACGACAACAUGGGCGACUUGAAGGCGAUGCGGGAAAGGCGAAAGUCCUCCGAUAUUCACGAACGUAAAUCCGACGCCUCGCAUUUAUCGAGAGAUUCCUCGCAAUCUCCCCCGCACAAAAGUAGACCGUACAACGCGGACUUGCGCGAUCUUAGGCCGCCGACCCCCAUCAACGACGACGCAAAAGCCGAGUCCCCCAUCGCGCCGGUUGCGAACGAGACGUUUCCGGAUAUCGUACAACCCGUGCUACCCGGACCGGUGGAUAUGCGUACUUACAACAGUUUCGAAUCGCAAGGAUACUCCGAGGCAAAUUUAUUGGGGGCGUUUGCUAGCGGCACCGCCGAAUCGCAAGUGCACGAUGAGAUUGACGAAGAUUUCGAGAAAGAGCUGCGAUCUGCCUUAACGGCGCGUAAAGCCGAUGAUACUCCACUACGAGAGACUGCCAACAAUAUAAAAGUAUCACUGUCUGAUUCUCGUAACCAAUUGAAAGUGAAAAUUAAAGGACCAAUUGCCAAUUACACUGCGACUGUGCCUCAGCUACCGCCAUCGGUCGAAUCCAACGCGGUUUCAAGUAAUUCCUCUAGCGCCUCAGUCGGCAACGCAAUGUCCAACGUUAAUGCCGCCAUUAACUCUGGAACAUCGAAUUUGCGACGCAUGCGCAAAAAGGAAUUGUUACGACAGUAUUGGACGCAAGACAUGAACAUGGACGAGCCCGCGACCGUUCCGGGUAUCGCGGCGGCACCGGCCGCGCCACCGGUCAACCGCACCAUUAUCACAAUCCCGAAAGCCGUCGCGUCCAUGACCAGCAUACCGACCCGAGACGACUACCGAGACUACAGGACGGGAUCGGACGGUUUACUAGACGCGAAAAUUCCGAAGGAAAACAAAGCGCGUCCCGGCGCCCUCUCGCGGGAGCUGCGUCAACUCGAGCUCUCCGUAGAAGACGACGGUGCCCCCGAGCGAAGGCGUAGCAUCGGCUCGACCGGCAGCAACGCAUCCGAAGGUAAUAAACGCAGAGGUAGACCGCUAGCGAAACCGUUACAGCCUCAUACUCCCAAGUUGAAGAUCAAAAUCGGCGGCAACAGCAUCGUCGGCGGUCCCAAGCUGGAAGAUCGCAAGGAUCGCAUUCGGCCGCCCAAAAAGAGACUGACGAAUAUCGCGCAGCCCAGCGUCGAAGACCUAAAGCGGGAGAGUAUGAAGUACCGAAAGAUGGUGAUGGCGCACUUCGGCGAGGAAAAAAAGAAAAAGAAAGACAAGAGCGGCAACAAGCAUAAAAAGCGAAAAGGGGAACGCAUUCAGAUCAUCUCUAACGAUGAUAAAAAUUCGACUAAGUUAAUUAUAAGGUUCGGUAAAAAGACUGCUAGUGAACGUGGUAGUGAGAAUAAACGGACCGGUGCUAGUGAAACGAAUUGUAAAACGGAAGCGAAACUGUUGAGUUCGCCGGUAGUUGAUCUUUCGAAGGACAUCGCGCCGAACGGUGGCGCGACGUCGCUUCGACAAGUUCGCCCAAACAAAGUGUCUCCGAUUAAAUUAAAGUUGUCGCGGUGCCAGACGGGCUCAGGCUACGUAAUGAAGACGGACGAGCCUAGUUCUAAGAGUACCUCGGAGGAGAAAAGUGAUAAGGUGCCGUCACCUCCUCCUCCCCCACCGCCGCCGGCACCGCCCCCUAUGAAUAAUGUACCUGAGCCUGUUCAUACUCCUCCUCCAGCGCCCUUGCCUCUCAAUAAAGACUGCGAAGUUAGAUGAUGACAUGUGACAUAGGUACCUCUUAAUUUGUAAAAUAGCGACCAGUGAUCGGAUUUGUACAUUUUACUAAUCUCAACACCUGUUUUAGCUCACGUUGUUAAGUUAUUUAGUAUAUGUUUAAUAGGCUAAUAAUGCAACCACCACGUGUAGAUUACGUUGUCUACUUCAGUGUACAAAGGUCAAUUACAUCCGCGAACUUGUAUUCAUAUUUUUGUACAUAUUGUAAGUUACGAUCAUUGUGAAUAUGCAUAAUACUAAUUUAUAUAUUUCAUUUAAAAUGAUUAACACGUGUUGACAAUUUUGAUAGCUAGAUUCGUUAUAGAUUCAUCAGAUAUUGUACAGAACAAAUGGCUUGCGUGCAAUCUUUUUAUUAUUGUUGUGAGAAAAAGCCAUUAAUUUUUAUUAAUAUUAUUAUUAUUGUACAUAGUAUUUUUAAUUAUAUCUGAACGGCAAUCGUUUUAAAAUUUCUUAAAGAUUUUAUAAAUUUUAGCUUUAGAUAUAUUUUAUUUUUUUAUAUAAUUGUAAAUGUUUUUAAUAAACGUAUGAUGUGUUAUUAUUACAUGUUUUAUAUGAGUAUUCGUGCACGAGCCAUUUGUUUGUUUUCAUGUUACAUGAUAUAAAUAAUAUAAUAAAUAUAAACUAUAAAGAAUUGAACAGUUUCUAUUCAGUCAUAUCC